AUGGCCCUAAUCAACAGCAUCCGCGAGAACAUGGUGAUGGGGAGGUUCUUCGACAACCACCCCCUGAUGAUAGCCUUCGACAAGAACGUGAAGGAGGUGACCGCUCUGCUGGCCACCCUGCCGUUUGCGGAGAUGCAGAAGCUGCCCGUUCAGAGCAGCACGCAUCCCAAGGGGAGGAGGGGCAAUGGCUUCCGAGACAUGGAGAUGUCAGUGGACUCGCAGAGCUUCGUGAACCUGGGCCAGCUGAUGGGGAGCCGGCACGGGGGCGGCGGCGCCUCGAGCGCGGCCACCAGCAGCGGCGGCGAAACCACCCGGACAGGGCUCGACGACUUGGCUUGCACGUCUUUCCUUUCCGAUGAUGACGACGACUCCGAAGGCCUCCGCGACUUCGACCAGAUCUUCCACCCGGCGGCCACCAGCACGUCGGGCGCGUGGUCGUCGGGGCGCGAGCUGUACGGCCAGCAGCGCCACCGCGGCGGCGGGGCGGUCGAUCACCAGCACGGAGACGGAGGGGCAUUUGACGACGACAACGACAGCGUCUUGCCGGCACUCCCUUCCCGCAGCUCUACCCCGGGAUCCCCGCGGGGCUACUUGACUUCAAACAGCGGCAACAGCAGCAGCAGUAAGCCUUACUUCGUUGCCUCGGCGGCGAGCGCUGCUGGCGCCGGGUGGGUCGAGGAAGACUUCGGCUCGGGUGCCGGCGCCCGCAGGGGCGGGGGAAGGGUGGGGCACGCUUCCUGUGAUCACCGCCUUGCAACAGGCGGCGCGCUCGAGAACAAUUUGACGCAGAACACGGAUACUACAACGCAUACAAAGGCUACUGCGCCUGCUGCUGCUGCUGCCAUCACGUCCCCCGAGAUCCAACCCGGCGGCAGCCUCACCCAGCAGAGCGGGACGUCCCGGACCGCCGCCGCCGCGGGCGGAGAAAUCGCGGCGGCUUCCGGCAGCAGCACGCCUUUCCUGCGCGAGUCCUGGCUGCAUGUCCCCAUCGGAGACGAGGACGAAAUCAAGUCGGAGGCAGCCGCAUCCUCGGACAUGGACGACGACGACUCGGACGCUGAGGAGGCCGGCGGAGCAGCGUUCAGCAGCCACCGGCAGCGGUACUCCGAGGCCGCCGCGGCAGCCGCGAGGGCCCGCCGCGCCGCCGCCCAAGCUCUCGGAGAUUGCGGAGAUUGCCUCGUGCGCGGCGUGGGGAGAGCGGGUGCGCUCGCGAAGGCCCGGGCCUUGGAGUUCGGGCGGGCGGUUAAGGUUCAGGUGGAGGCAGGGGCGGACGCGUGCUCGAGGGGGCAGAAGGCCGCGGUGAAGGCGGUGGAUAGCGUGCCGCAGGCUCCGGGUAAGGGAAAGCAGUAA
Molecule: messenger RNA, 1350 nt
Organism: Ectocarpus siliculosus
Lineage: Eukaryota; Phaeophyceae; Ectocarpales; Ectocarpaceae
Source: the annotation of a GenBank genome assembly